UAAAUCAAAUCCUUCAAUUGCAAUGGACGCUCCAACUCCUGCUGUUGAUUCUAAUGUCAAUCCGAACCCCAUUAACGUUCAACAUGUUAACAAGAAAUCCUCCGAUGAGCUGCUCCGGAAGUUCGCCGAACUGGAAGAGGAGGCUGAGGCAAGAGCAAAGGAGUUAAAGUUACAGAAACAAAGGAAGAGAAAUGCCAGAAGGGGUAGUGGACAGGGAAGCGAGAGCCCGUCAAAUAAUGGCGGUGGUGGGUUAGUGGAAAGGAAGCGGCUUCUCCCUCCGGCGACACUGCCGCGGAGAUCGACAUUGCUUAGGCAACUUGGGAUUGGGAGGUCGCAGCUGAUUAGAGCUAGGGAGAUCAGAAACAGGUCUCUCUUGGGUGCCAUUGAAAAGACAUGGCGGAGGACUAUGGAAGGAGCUUCAAGGGUUUUCAUGGAGAAGCAUUACAACAGGCACAGGCGUCUGAUUAGUGAUGUUGUCUAAUUAGUGCAGCAGUGUGUUUUAGGUCAGUGAAAUGAGGGGAAAUUCGUUUUUGUAAAUUUUUAGGGAUCUAUUUAGAUCAAUUAUAUCUGCAAUUUAGAUUCAUUUUGUUAUCUGCAAGAAAUAAAUUAAGGUGGUUGCU
Messenger RNA from Rubroshorea leprosula, 620 nucleotides. The record is from the annotation of a GenBank genome assembly. NCBI's taxonomy places the organism in Eukaryota, Viridiplantae, Streptophyta, Magnoliopsida, Malvales, Dipterocarpaceae.